AUGUACAAAUUCACGAUCGUCGUUUUAGCCUUAGUCGCCGUAGUGGCCGGAUACGGCAACAGCGGCAACAAAGGCGGAGAUUUCUCUGGACAACGCGGAUCAAACGGCCAAGGUAGCCAUGGUAAUCAAGGUGGCCAUGGCAUUCAAGGUAACAAAGGCGGAUCUAGUGGACAAGGUAACCAAGGCAACCAUGGUAACCAAGGCAACCAUGGUAACCAAGGCGAAUCUGGAGAAGAUGGUGAAUGGGACGGUAACCAAGGCGAGGGGGGUCAACAGAGUCAAUGGGGCAACCAACAGGGGGGAUCCAACGGAGGAGGGGGCGGCAACCAAGGCGAGGGAGGUCAACAAAGCCAAUGGGGCAACCAGCAGGGGGGCUCUAACGGUGGAGGGGACAGAUACUCAGGUAGCCAACAAGGUGGUAACGGUGAAGACGAUUCCGAUGAAUAG
Messenger RNA from Pararge aegeria (speckled wood butterfly), 447 nucleotides. RefSeq names its product feruloyl esterase B-like. The record is from RefSeq and is a predicted model, not a curated record. The coding region runs from base 1 to 447 and encodes 148 amino acids. NCBI's taxonomy places the organism in Eukaryota, Metazoa, Arthropoda, Insecta, Lepidoptera, Nymphalidae. The transcript has 4 exons.